CGUUCUCGAUCAAGUUUCUCACUAUCCAUAAUGAUCUCAUUAUAUCAGGCAACUUCGUUUCUAUCAUAUCCGGUCUAUGGAUUCUAUAAAGGCAGCUUCAUACCCCUGUCAAUUUGGACUUGCCAGGACUCCAAGGACCUCCGAAUUCUCCUUUCAUCCAAGUCUUUACCAUGAUUCCCCAAAAGCUUUUGCCGCUAGCUGGACUGGCCGCCGUUGUGAGUGCAGCUGUUCAAGGCCAAAACCUAACAGUCGCUAUGGUUAGAGCGCCUCCGCCUCAAUGGCCGCUGCCUAUCUAUUCCUGGGACUGGGUUAACAUCCAGCCAAACCUAACGUCGUCCAUUGACAAAGGUAUCGAGUACAUCGAAGAAGCAAAGGAUAAUGGAGCAAACUGGAUUGUAUUCCCAGAGCUGUGGUUUCCCGGUUUCCCGAAAGGCGCCCUCUACAACAACUGGACCAACACGCACCUGCCCACCUACUUAGCCAACUCAAUGGUGGUCGGCGGCCAUGAAUGGAACCGCCUCGUUUCCGCCAUCAAGAACGCCGAGCUCUACGCAUCUAUCAACUUCGCACAGAAAGACGGCGGCUACCUAUACAUGGCGCAAGCCCUCAUCUCCCCCACCGGCAAGGAGCUCAUCCUCCGCCACAAGCUCCGACCGUCAGGCGACGAGCGAUACAUCUUCAGCGAUGGCACGAUCAACGAGUUCAAGGUUGUCAACACCACCUACGGCCGCGUCGGUAUGCUGGAGUGCGGCGAGCACGUCUAUCCCAGCAUGACGUUCCCUAUGCAGGCUCAGGUCGAGAAUUUCCAUCUCGGCCCAUUCCCGUAUCUCGGGGACCCCAAGGAUGAGCGCUAUUUGUGGUGGGAGGGUGCUGAGUCCAAUAUCGCUGCGGGGAGCCACUAUGCGGUGCUUUCUGGUGCGUAUAGCUUUUUUCCAGCGGUUGGGUUUGCUUUCGUCUCGAGUCCGUUUGGACAGGUUGUGAAUUCGAUCAGUGCGAAUGUCAGUUUCGAGGAACACCCGAUCCUCUAUCAUAGUCUUGAUACUGCGGGUUUCGAUACCACUAGGGCUUAUGAUUCGGAUGGUCAGGUCUCGUGGGCCGUGCUGAGGCAGAUGGUGAGCAGCUUUCCUGGCUAUAUUCCUGAGGAGGAAGGGGAUCUUGUUCCGAGGAGAAAUGCUACUAUCAAAUUUCUCCUCUCCGGAGCGCUCAAUAGCUCGGAGGUGAACUACAACAAUUGAGUGACCUGCUCCUUGCCCUGCCAUGUGGAUUUCCAAGACUAGGUCUGUCUGCAAAUUAAUGUAUCUAAGGAAUAGGCCAUAACUUCUAGCUACUCCAGGCAAAUGCGAUGCCUAGC
Aspergillus steynii IBT 23096 is the source of this 1351-nucleotide messenger RNA. RefSeq names its product aliphatic nitrilase. Gene Ontology annotation, molecular function: catalytic activity. Bases 171 to 1235 code for a protein of 354 amino acids. NCBI's taxonomy places the organism in Eukaryota, Fungi, Ascomycota, Eurotiomycetes, Eurotiales, Aspergillaceae. The transcript is spliced from 2 exons. The record is from RefSeq and is a predicted model, not a curated record.